Erythranthe guttata (spotted monkey flower) is the source of this 2138-nucleotide messenger RNA. Its product is annotated as sugar transport protein 13. Gene Ontology annotation, cellular component: membrane. Lineage: Eukaryota; Viridiplantae; Streptophyta; Magnoliopsida; Lamiales; Phrymaceae. Gene Ontology annotation, molecular function: monosaccharide transmembrane transporter activity. Gene Ontology annotation, biological process: monosaccharide transmembrane transport. The record is from RefSeq and is a predicted model, not a curated record.
UAUAUACCUCUUUAGGUAUUCCCAUAGUUUCAUCACUCUAGCAAUCAACUCCAUUGUUCCCUCUUUUCUUGAACUUGGAAUACUUAUAUAUAACAUAAUAUACACACAUAUACAUACAGCUUGGAGACAUGGCCGGAGGAGGAUUUGCCGCCUCAUCGGGUGGCGGCACGGAGUUCGAGGCCAAGAUCACCCCUAUAGUAAUCAUCUCAUGCAUCAUGGCGGCGACCGGAGGUCUAAUGUUCGGCUAUGACGUCGGUGUUUCGGGUGGCGUGACGGAAAUGGCCCCGUUCUUGAAGAAAUUCUUCCCCGCGGUGCACGAGAAAGUAAACGAUCCGGGGCUAAACAGUAAUUACUGCAAAUACGACAACGAAGGGCUGCAAUUAUUCACGUCGUCAUUGUAUCUCGCGGGUUUAGUCGCCACUUUCUUCGCUUCUUACACGACGAGAAAGCUCGGAAGGAGACCAACCAUGUUAAUUGCGGGUUUAUUUUUCAUUAUCGGAGUUGGUCUUAACGCCGGUGCCCAAGACCUAGCCAUGCUUAUCGUCGGCCGUAUUUUGCUCGGAUGCGGUGUCGGUUUCGCUAAUCAGGCAGUUCCGCUGUUCCUAUCAGAAAUUGCACCCACAAGAAUACGUGGAGGGCUCAACAUUCUAUUCCAGCUCAACGUCACCAUCGGAAUUCUUUUCGCCAACCUCGUUAAUUACGGCACUGCUAAAAUUGCUGGAGGAUGGGGGUGGAGGUUGUCACUAGGGCUGGCCGGAAUACCGGCCGGCCUUCUGACAAUCGGAGCACUAUUGGUGGUGGAAACACCCAAUAGCUUAAUCGAAAGAGGGCGUUUGGACGAAGGAAAAGCGGUGCUAAGGAGAAUUAGAGGUACCGAUAAUAUCGAGCCCGAAUUCAACGAGCUCGUCGAGGCUAGCCGUGUAGCCAAGCUAGUUAAGCACCCUUUCAGGAAUUUGCUCAUGAGGAAAAACAGGCCUCAAUUGAUCAUUGCUUUGUCUUUACAGGUUUUCCAGCAAUUCACGGGAAUCAACGCGAUCAUGUUCUACGCGCCGGUCCUAUUCACCACCGUCGGAUUCGGGAGCGAUGCGGCUUUAUACUCGUCGGUGAUCCUCGGGGCCGUCAACGUACUUUCCACAAUCGUAUCGAUCUACUCGGUCGACAAGCUAGGGCGGCGCGUGCUCCUUCUCGAAGCCGGUGUCCAGAUGUUCCUAUCGCAGGUCGUCAUAGCGGUGAUCUUGGGACUCAAGGUGACGGACCACUCGGACAACCUGAGCCACGGAUACGCGAUCUUCGUCGUGAUCCUCGUCUGCACGUUCGUCUCCGCCUUCGCCUGGUCGUGGGGCCCGCUCGGGUGGCUCAUCCCGAGCGAGACGUUCCCGCUGGAGACCAGGUCGGCGGCGCAGAGCGUGACGGUGUGCGUGAACCUGGUGUUCACGUUCGUCAUCGCUCAGGCGUUUCUGUCAAUGCUUUGCGUUUUCAAGUUCGGGAUCUUCUUGUUCUUCUCCGCGUGGGUUCUCGUGAUGUCGUUCUUCGUGUUUUUCCUAUUGCCGGAGACGAAGAACGUGCCGAUAGAGGAGAUGACGGAGAUGGUGUGGAAGAAGCAUUGGUUGUGGAAGAGGUUUAUGAGUGAUGUUGGAGAUGAGGAGAAUAAUGGCAAGUGGGGAAAUGGUAAUAUUGAGAUGAAAAAUGGGCAAAUCCACAAUUAAUAAAGGAUUUGGGUGUAGAUUUUGAAUUAUGCUACAAUAAUUUAAUAGAUAAGAUAAAUUACAACCAUCCCUUGAGAUAAAGUCUAUUUAUAAAAACCCUCCUCAUUUUAUCAUAAUUACAUCCACCACCCUCCAAUUUGCACAUUUCUUACAUUAACACCCUUUUGUAGAGGGGUGGAUUCAAGAAAUUUACAAAAUGUAGGGGGUUGGAUGUAAUUUCUCAAAAAAGGGUCUUUUUCGUAAUUAUAACUUUAUCUCGGGGAGGUGAUUGUAAUUUACUCUCUAUAUAGGUGUAUGUGUAUGUAUAUUAUGCAAGAGAGGGGUUUGUUUCACUACUAUGUAACAAGGAGAAACUAAAAUUUAGAUUGGACCCUUAUCAAAAAAAAAAAAUAUUUAGAUUGGACCAAGGAUAAAUAUUUUUCUUAUCUUUAA